Messenger RNA from Diaporthe batatas, 417 nucleotides. RefSeq lists its product as uncharacterized. The record is from RefSeq and is a predicted model, not a curated record. Lineage: Eukaryota; Fungi; Ascomycota; Sordariomycetes; Diaporthales; Diaporthaceae. Bases 1 to 417 code for a protein of 138 amino acids. The transcript has 2 exons.
AUGCUGUCCACGGGCGUCUUCCAACUCACCCUCGUCGCCCUUCUUCCGCUUGCCCUCUCGAGCCCAGUCCAACUAUUUCAGCGGGAUACAGCCGCAACAAAUGUCCAGUGCACUGAUAAAGCAGCCAAUAUCAACGAACACAACAAGAAUGUAGCCCUGCUACAAAUCUGCGGGGGCAUCGCGGGAUCAAUCCAAAAGUGCGGUGGCAACCCGACCAGUACCACUGGCCAGUCCGGCGACGCCAAAUUCACCCUCACUCCUACCGACAGUGGAGCUACUAUAAACAUCUCCAAGGGCAGAUGGGAGCAGUGCAUCAAAUCAGCCGAGGCAAUAUGCACAAAUGGAUCAGCCUACACUGCUACUUGCCCGGGUGGCGCAUCAACCGGAAACAUUGACUUCCAGCUAACAAAACAAUAA